AUGGCUGGGCGCAAGGACCUGGCCUUGGCCUCGACAAAUUGGCUCCAGCGCCAAGCCGAGCCAAGUGAGGCUGUGCAAGCCAGUGCGAUGCCACCCCGGCCCAGUAGAAUUGUCCUCUCUGGUGUGAUGUGCCCAGGCUCUGGCCCCAAGGGUGUGCAAACGACACAGAUUGGUCUCGGCUUGCUCCAACAACAGAGAAAGCAAGCGUUGUUGCUUGUGGUUAACAAGGGUGGUUGCAUUUGCAACCGCUUCUGUGGGUGCCCCAUCCUGGUUGUUGUAUCCAUGCUUUCCGGCUCUCGCAUACUAGGCCGGGCCCGCAAGCGGUGCGGCAAUGUGCGUGCGUUUGCUGCAUUCGCUGUGCAGUACUGGACGUGCGACGCCCAAGCCUACCUCGGCUACUCUGAUGGGCGCAUUGCGGAGCGUACACGUGCCCGAAGAUGCCCUUGCUGGGCACUCGGAUUCAUGCUGCGUGCUCUCCAGACGGAUCGCUACGGCCAAGGCGGUCAGCCUCGCAAGGUUAUCUCUCGAGCCAAGGACGACACCAUGAGCCGCUCUCAGGCCUAUUGA
This is a messenger RNA of Microdochium trichocladiopsis, 567 nucleotides long. RefSeq lists its product as uncharacterized. The coding region runs from base 1 to 567 and encodes 188 amino acids. The record is from RefSeq and is a predicted model, not a curated record. The transcript is spliced from 6 exons. NCBI's taxonomy places the organism in Eukaryota, Fungi, Ascomycota, Sordariomycetes, Xylariales, Microdochiaceae.